Molecule: messenger RNA, 1424 nt
Organism: Salvia miltiorrhiza (redroot sage)
Lineage: Eukaryota; Viridiplantae; Streptophyta; Magnoliopsida; Lamiales; Lamiaceae
Product: 1-aminocyclopropane-1-carboxylate oxidase homolog 1-like
Exons: 2
Coding region: 180-1259 (359 amino acids)
Source: RefSeq, a predicted model, not a curated record
GAAAAUUACUAUUAAAUCUCACCUAACAAACUCUUGUACGUUACACUUGUAUUGAGGAAAUGCGCGGCUAUAUAUAGAUGCAUAAUCUUUCACAAAUUUUCAUCUACUACUCCAACACACAUACCAUAUAUAGCAGCAAAAACACAUUUGAAAAAACCUAAGAAAGAAAGAAAAAGAAAAUGGUGGUCUCUAGCAACGGUGGCGAUGUCUACGACUGGGCUGAAGCAGUGAAGGAAUUCGACAAAGCAAAAUCCGGCGUGAAGGGCCUAGUGGACGCCGGCGUGACGGAGCUGCCUCGUCUCUUCGUGCACCCGGCGGAGCAUCUCCAGAGCAACCCCACCGACCCGGCCCUGCAGCCGCAGCUCCCCACCAUCGACUUCGCGGGGCGGCGCCAGGAAGUGGUGGAGGGGAUCCGCAAGGCGUCGGAGGAAUGGGGAUUCUUCCGCAUCAUCAACCACGGCGUCCCCUCGGAGACGAUGGACGCCAUGCUGGAAGGCGUGCGGCGGUUCCACGAGCAGCCGACGGCGGAGAAGAUGCCGCUCUACUCGGACGACAGCCGGAUGCGGGUGCGGUUCAACAGCAACAGCGCUCUCCGCGAGAACGACUCCGCCUCCUGGAGGGAUAUCCUCACGUGCGUCUUCAACGACGACCACAUCGACCCCGACCUCAUCCCUCACGCCUGCAGACAGGAAGUGCAAGAAUACGUGAAGCAGAUGAUCCGCUUGAGGGAGACCAUGGCGGAGCUCAUGUCGGAGGCGUUGGGGCUUCCCAGCGACUAUCUCUCCAACAUAGAGUGCAUGAAGAGUGAGGCCAUGGCGUGUCUCUAUUACCCAGUCUGCCCCGAGCCUCAAAAAACCCUAGGAACGCCCAAGCAUUCCGACACCACCUUUCUCACCUUAUUGAUGCAAGACGCCAUCGGCGGCCUCCAAAUUCUUCACGGCGGUCAAUGGGUCAACGUGCCGCCCGUGCCUGGGGCCCUCAUUGCCAACAUUGGUGAUCUCAUGCAGAUUAUUAGCAACGACAAGUUCAUCAGCGUGGAGCACAGAGUGGUGGCGCAGCCGGUGGGGCCCAGGAUCUCGGUGGCGUGUUUCUUCACUCCGAGCAUGAGUGCGGCGGCGAAGCCAUUUGGUCCGAUCAAGGAGCUGCUGUCGGAUGAGAAUCCGGCCAUAUACAGAGAGUUUAUGUUCAGAGACUACUGCCAAUAUUACAAGAUUAAAGGACAAGAUGUUUCGUCGGCUUUGCCUCAUUACAAGAUUUGAUCCAUCAAAUGUUUUAUAUUAUCAUUUACUAUAUUGACAUACAUAAUAGGUGCUGCUUUGUUGUACUACUAUUGUUGGCAAAGCUAUACCUUGAUUGCCAUUUUGUGAUAUUUCACAUGAUCUUGUAUAAGAUUUUUUUAUUCCAAAUUAAUUAUGCUUCACAUA